CUCCGCCAUCUUCGCGGCUGCUGCUACAGCUGCAGCUACUCCGCCACCGCCGCGCGCAGCCAGGAAACCACGACGGACGGGAGAACCAUGUGUGCUGAGUACUGCGUCUCCUUUGCUGAUGUUAAAAAAGCUCAUACCAACAUUCAAGAUCUUAUCCACCUCACCCCAGUCCUAACAAGCUCCAUUUUGAAUCAAGUAACAGGGCGCAAUCUUUUCUUCAAAUGUGAACUCUUCCAGAAAACUGGAUCUUUUAAGAUUCGUGGUGCCCUUAAUGCAAUCAGAGGCUUGAUUCCUGCCACUUCAGAAGGGAAGCCCAAAGCUGUUGUUACUCACAGCAGUGGAAACCAUGGCCAGGCCCUCACCUAUGCUGCCAAAUUGGAAGGGAUUCCUGCUUAUAUUGUGGUGCCCCACACAGCUCCCAACUGUAAAAAAUUGGCAAUAAAAGCCUAUGGAGCCUCUAUAGUAUACAGUGAACACAGUGAUGAGUCCAGAGAAAAUGUUACAAAAAGAAUUAUGGAAGAAACAGAAGGCAUCAUGAUACAUCCCAGCCAGGAGCCUGCAGUGAUAGCUGGGCAAGGGACAAUUGCCCUGGAAGUGCUGAACCAGGUUCCCUUGGUGGAUGCAAUGGUGGUACCUGUAGGGGGAGGAGGAAUGGUUGCUGGAAUAGCAAUUACAGUUAAGGCUCUGAGACCUAGUGUGAAAGUAUAUGCUGCUGAACCCUUGAAUGCAGAUGACUGCCACCAGUCCAAAUUGAAAGGGGAACUGACCCCCAAUCCUUAUCCUCCAGAAACCAUAGCCGAUGGUGUCAAGUGCAGCAUUGGCGUAAACACCUGGCCUAUUAUAAGAGACCUUGUGGAUGAUGUCUUCACUGUCACAGAAGACGAAAUUAAGUAUGCAACCCAGCUGGUGUGGGAGAGGAUGAAACUACUCAUUGAACCUACAGCUGGUGUUGGAAUGGCUGCUGUGCUGUCUCAGCAUUUUCAAACCAUUUCCCCAGAAGUAAAGAACAUUUGUGUUGUGCUCAGUGGUGGAAAUGUAGAUUUAUCCUCCCUAACUUGGGUGAAGCAGGCUGAAAGGUCAGCUUCUUCUCAAUCUGAUGCUGUUUAAUUUAUGCAAAAGAUGGGUUUCAGUGUCU
Messenger RNA from Trichechus manatus latirostris (Florida manatee), 1135 nucleotides. RefSeq names its product serine racemase (gene SRR). Bases 88 to 1107 code for a protein of 339 amino acids. Gene Ontology annotation, cellular component: cytoplasm. The transcript has 8 exons. Gene Ontology annotation, molecular function: pyridoxal phosphate binding; L-serine ammonia-lyase activity; magnesium ion binding. The record is from RefSeq and is a predicted model, not a curated record. Gene Ontology annotation, biological process: D-serine biosynthetic process. Lineage: Eukaryota; Metazoa; Chordata; Mammalia; Sirenia; Trichechidae.